GUCACACCGAGCAUUGCAUCGACUCCAAGAUGGCGAAAACACGUCUGGCUUGCCUCCUGACUCUCCUCUCAACUCACUGCUACUUCAGCGCGUUGGCAGUGGUGCUGAAGUCAGACAACGAAUCGCCGUGGACCAACGAGUUUGACAAAAUCGAGUUAACUUGUUUGAUUGAGUCCAUUUCCACAACCAAUCCCAGGAUCGAAUGGAAGAAGAUAACGAACGAGGGGCCGAGUUACGUGUACUUUGAAAAGAAGAUCUCAGGUGACCUGGAAAACAGAGCGAUGAUCAGGGAACCCGCCACGCUAGUGAUUACCAACGCCACAAGGUCGGACACGGCCAAAUACCGCUGCGAGGUCACCGCCGCCAACGACCAGAAGUCAUUCGACGAGCUCGUGAUCGACCUCGUUGUGAGAGUGAAGCCAGUGGUGCCGAAAUGCAGCGUCCCAAAGUCGGUGCCUUUUGGGAAGUCGGCGGAGCUAAGCUGCGUGGAGGAGGAGGGCUUCCCCAAGUCCCAGUACCAGUGGUUCAAGAACCGGGAGGAGAUCCCCGACGACCCAAAGUCCAGCCUCAAGUUCUUCAACUCCUCCUACACACUCAACGCAGACUCAGGGACUCUGAAUUUCAUCGCAGUCAGAAAAGAAGAUGCAGGCGAGUACUUCUGCCGAGCGAAGAACGACGCAGGAUACUCUGAGUGUCCGCCCCAGAAGAUGGAAGUCUAUGAUAUCGAUGUUGUGGGGAUUAUACUGGGAGUGCUGGUGGUGGUCGUGGUGCUCAUAUGUAUAACAGCAGGGAUCUGCUGUGCGUACAAGCGAGGCUACUUCUCCAGCCAGAAACAGACGGGGAACAAUUACAAAGUUCCAGCUAAAGGAGAUGGAGUGGACUACGUCAGGACGGAGGAUGAGGGGGAUUUCCGACACAAGUCGUCCUUCGUGAUCUGAGGAUGGAGGGGGACGGAUGAGGGGCGCCGUGCAGAGCGGGAGACGUGACAUUGUGGGGACCUUCGCUCCACGCUGUCUGACCACGGAGCCGCCACAGUUAAAACGCUCCGAGCUCUCGGCGCGACCGAAAUCCAAACCGCUCGAGUUUGCCAAAGGUGACGAGAUUUCACGGGACAACAACAUGUCAAACUUUUAAUACACAACAUAGGGGACUGAGAUUCAUUCGUCGACUUUUUAUCCCCACCAACCGAAUUCUUUUGCUAAAUUAUGGAGUUCUUACUUUACAGUUGUUGCAUGGUUUUUAAAACACAGACCGAGGUGGAGGAAACGUUUCUUUAUUCUGCCAGAUAGAAAGGAGGAGCGUCUUCCCCUCCAAAGUCAGUCAUGACACCUUUCUACUUUUGCUUCAAAACCUUCUCGUCAUUUGUAUAACCUUUCUUUUUUACUGUUGAAAUUUGUCAGACUAUUUUUGAUGGAAUAUAUUUUAAAAAUGCCUAUAGAUAAAGGUUUACUUUUUUAAAUAUUUGUAAAAUACUAACAUGUGUUUUUUUUGUUUUGUUUUUUUUGGUCGUGGAUAAAAAACAAAUAUGUAACACUUUAACCGCAUCAGGCUGUAAGCAUUUACGCUUCUGCAAUCGGAAGAAAGAGUUGUUUCGGAACAAACAGAAAAAAAAAGACUUGUAUCGGCAUAUCGCAAUGUGGUUCUUGAUCGGCGGUCUUACAUAUUUAAUUUCCCGCCCGCUUUCUGUUGUGAGACUCUUCCAUGUUCUUGUUUGUAGAUAGUCUUAGUAAGAGGCUUUGAAGAGUGCCAGUCCAAUGCUGUGAAACACUGCACACAAUCAGUGCUGCAUUUUCUUGAUUUUUAAGUGUCCUUCUUUGCUUGCUGUUGAUCUUGUAUAUAUUGAAUUUACUGUCCAGGAUAGAGUUUUUUGCUGUAAUAUGUGCGUUCAGUAUUACACUAUAAUAAUUAUGGUAAUAAUAAUACAGGGUUUGUCGGUUAACCUUCCAGACCCGAUGAAAAGGAAGUUGUAAUACUAGAGGUGUUACUUUGAUGUUUUACUGUGUAAAAGCCUCGAUUUGAAAUUCUGAAUGGAAACAAAUUGGAUAGAGGACAGAGAGCUUCCUGUUGCUGACAGUGACAGUUGAGGACUUUGUUAUUUUGACUACUGACUCGCCUAUAUUUAAGAUACAUUCACUAAAGGUACCAAGAACAUCAGUGGAAUUGCCCCGACACUACAGUCCAUUCACAGACUACUACAGUCAGGUGUACAAUCUGUCCCUGUCCAAUCUGUUUACAAACUAUUUCUGCUGAUAAUUGUGCAAAUUAGAGAGUAGACCUCGUUUUGACAUUUCUAACCUUUAUUGUUUUGGUUGAUCUGACCCUGCACUUCAGUGUGACAGUGAUAUACAGCGAGGGUCUGGAGGGUUAACAGUUGUACUGAUUGUAUAUAGAUAUUUGUCUUUUUUUUUGUUCUCUCUCAAGAUUAUGUAAAGAGGUGAAAAAAUGUAAAAUGUCCUUUUUGAGGCGAUAUGAAACUCUUUCCAUUUGUAACACUGAGAAAAUGGUAACAUUUUAUCAUAUCUUUCAUAACAAGUGAGUACAGAAGCCCUGAGAGACAAGUGAGAUUUUUUUAUAUUUUGUGAUCAAUUUUCUGAGUCUGAUCUAAAUUGUUUUCUCUCCUGUGUUUAUGACCUAAUACCAGGUUCUUUUUUGUUUCUUUGUUGUUUUAAUUUUGGCCACAAGAGGUCCCAGUGUACGAUUACUCCAUUUACUCAAUAGGACUAAAAGCAUUCAUGUUUUCUUCCAGGUGACUUUUAAUUUGUCGGUGCACUCUAAACACCAUGUAUAUUGUGUGUUAGCAAGUUGUGUAAAUCAAAACCGGUCUGGAUAAAAGCAUGCUUCGGCCUCUUGUGGCCAAAAUGGGUAUUACAACAACAAACACACAAACACAAAAAAUUACCCAGACAAAACCUUUUUUUUACCUGUUUUUGAGUCUAUCACAGGAGAGAAAACUACUUAGAAAAUAAUAAGGAAAUGGAUGACCAGAGUUUUUGGUUUUCUCACUGGCUUCUCAAGGCUUCCAUACAUGAACAAGAGCUUCUUCACAACAGCACGUUAAAAUUCAGUCAUAAUUUGACCUUUGUGUCGGUGUUCAGAACAAACCGCUUGCUGUUUCAAAGCUCUGUUGCUCUUGGCUCCUUCUCGUUAUAUUUGUCGAGGCUCCAAGCAGAUAAAACAAACACACCUGAUAUGUAUCAGAACCUCUUGUUCAGCUGUUAUGAAGUGAGAAGUGUGGUAAAAUGUUAACAGAACACCAGUCGUGGUAGAGACGAUCUGCCCUACAUUUGCACAGAGGAAGAAGAAACACUGCUUUUUCCAAGUUGCAUCAAGGAACCAUGAGAAAAAAAAGGAAUCCUGUUACAGGUGCAUUACUGUUUAUGGUGCGACACAAGUCACGCAGCACACAGACGCAUACGUUCCCCCUCCUUCAGUUGUACAAAUUUCAUUCCUCUUAAGUGCCUUUUGCCUUUACAGUAGUCCGGUUUCUCCUCAGCCAUGCUCCCCCUCUAUGUGUACAUGGCUAUAUGACGCUGUCAGAGACGUCCCGUUUUACAUUCAUUUAACCACAAGCGCGGCGUUUGAGAGGAAUGAUGUCACCGCUAAAACAACCACCUCCCUUCUUUUACAUACGUAUCUGCAAAUUUGUAAAUAGCCUUUUUUUUCAUAGAUUUGAAGGUGUAGACAUGUUGAAGUAGAAAUAGAAAUAUAUUAGUGCCUAAAUAUAGUGGGAAUUAUUUUUGGUAAAGACACAUAGCACUAUUAGGCAAAAGGAAAAGAUUGACACCUGUUGACAUGCAAGCUCUGGUUUAUAACGCGUUUUUAAAAAGACACACUGUCCUGGUGCGUUUUUAAUUUCUAUUGCGGACAGCCGGGGGGGGCAUUUUAUUUUGAAACCCACCGCCGCUCCACGGCUCGCAGCGAUGAACACGAUGUCCAAACCAAGAGUUCACUCAGUAUUCAUGAAAAGUGCCAUGCAGCCGUAACGGAGCUCUCAUUAUUCAGGUGGUUGCGAGUGUUUUUUUUGUAAAGCAGAGCUCAUGCAAAGCGUCAGCCACAACAACAAACAGGACUUCCAGCUCCAUGUAGGCCCACAUUCACCCCACAGGUAGACCCAGAAACAGGGCUGUCUGCGAUCGGGCUGGGAGUUGCAAAGCAGGGCUGGAGACAAUGUGGACAAGAUGGUGAGAGACGGUUCACAGUGUGUGUGUCAAACCAAGCUCGCUCACCAGGAUGGAAGCGCUCCACCGACCCAACACCGUUAACACUGUUCUAGACUGAGGACUUGGUACAGCGUGCUAGAAGGCCGGAUGCUCUGAACCAAACUCACAUACAGUAGAAUGUCCGCUUGGGGCCUGCUGGGGGGUUGUUUUGCUCUAUUUGUGAUUAAUAAAAACUCACUUCU
Anoplopoma fimbria (sablefish) is the source of this 4402-nucleotide messenger RNA. It is a transcript of the gene jam3b, whose product is annotated as junctional adhesion molecule 3b. The record is from RefSeq and is a predicted model, not a curated record. Gene Ontology annotation, biological process: cell adhesion; angiogenesis. The transcript is spliced from 9 exons. The coding region runs from base 30 to 938 and encodes 302 amino acids. Lineage: Eukaryota; Metazoa; Chordata; Actinopteri; Perciformes; Anoplopomatidae. Gene Ontology annotation, molecular function: protein heterodimerization activity; protein homodimerization activity.